GGGGGUGUAUGUGCGUAAAGAAAAGACCUCGCGUCACGUGACCGCCUCUUACACCCAAACCCGUCAUUUGAGGAAUAACGUAACAUCUUUCUAUUUUAGCAGCGCCAGAUGCAAUCGUUUUCUUCAGUGUGUUUUCAUGCAGAUUAACAAUAGCAUGCUAUUUAAACGAACGGAGGGAAUUUAGCCACAUUCUCGCACUGAGCUGGAGUUUGGUCUGCAAGGAAGCUGAGAUUGAAGUUUUUUUGCCUGCUUGGAAGUGGAGCAAAAUACUGAACGGUCAUCAUGGCAGAAAACAACUUCCCUCCCCUGCCUCGAUUCAUCCCUCUCAGGCCGUGUUUUUACCAAGACUUCAAUGAGAUCCCAGACCAGCAUCGCACCAUGUGCAAACGGCUCUACUACCUAUGGAUCUUGAAUAGCGCCACACUGGCUAUUAAUCUGAUUGGCUGUCUGGCGUGGAUGUGUGGAGGUGGCGGAGCAACCAAUUUCGGGAUGGCCAUCCUGUGGCUCAUCCUCUUCACCCCCUGCUCCUACGUGUGCUGGUUCAGGCCCAUCUACAAGGCCUUCAAAACCGACAGCUCCUUCAACUUCAUGGCUUUCUUCUUCGUCUUCAUGGCCCAGGUGGUGAUCAGUAUCAUCCAGACUGUUGGCAUACCAGGCUGGGGAGUGUGUGGCUGGCUGGCUACCAUCACGUUCUUCAGCACCAACGUCGGCUCAGCUGUGGUCAUGCUGAUUCCCACCAUAAUGUUCACUGCCGUGGCUGUUCUGUCCUUCAUCGCCCUCACAAAGGUUCAUAACCUCUACCGAGGCAGUGGGGGCAGCAUGGGUAAGGCCCAGGAGGAGUGGGCCACUGGGGCCUGGAAGAACCCCCACGUCCAGGAAGCAGCUCAGCAGGCGGCCAUGGGAGCCGCGCAGGGGGCCAUGCAGCAGGGGGCCAUGCAGCAGGGGGGCAUGCAGCAGGGGGGCAUGCAGCAGGGGGGCAUGCAGCAGAACCAGUACUCAGCAGCUCCCACCUACAACUACGACGAACCGAUGUAGGGCGGAGGAGGGGGCCAUGCUGCCGAGUGGGAGAGAUAAAAAGGGAUCAAUUAAGAACACAAUUCAGAAUUAGGUGCCCUUCAUUAUAACACUGUACAAGCUGAAUCAAACCAGAACAAGGUAGAGAAAAGUCAUGUUCUUAGUUGAAGCGUACUUUUAUUAAAUUCUUAUAGACGUGGGAUUUAAUUAAAUAAGUCAGUAAAACUAUUCUCUGAGCUUCAUCAGUUUAUUCUGGUAGGUUCAUCUGUUGUCAUCACAGAGUGACCUCUCUUCCUCUGCCUGUGUCACACUUUUAAAACAUCUUUUAAUUCAUUUGAAUGUGUUUUUUUCAAAUGUACUUAAGUACAAGAGUGUUUAAUUUCAUUAGUCUUGAAAGACACCAAAUGCUAAAAACUGGCCAAUGUGAUAACUAUACGUAAAUGUUUGUUGUUGAAUUUGUCCUAAAUCUGGACAAUAGAAUCAGAAUUUCAAAAUAUAAAAAAAUAAGAAUUAAUCGGAAGAUGAAUUAAAGGGAUACCAACAUUUUUCUCGAUUUCCAUCAGGAAUAUUUGCUGAAAAGAAUAUCUAUUACCAAAUGCAUCAGGCAAUUAUUUUUCCUAACUCAAGAACUUUCAAAUCCCAGAUUUUUUUUCUUACAUGUUUUGGUGUCCUGAUUGUGUUUUUCUUUACUCUGUGUCAGCGAAGCUUUCAUUUUAAUUCUCAGGAAAGGUUUAAUAGCUGGGUUUGAAUUCUACCUGUAAAGCCCUAAGAAGGUGUCAGCUUUUAGUACCCAUAUGGUUAUGUGUGGAGUGGAUUUCAGUCAAAUAAAUGAUUAUUAUACAUGUUAAAGUGAAGCACAUGCAGCAUUUAGGAUUGCGGUUCAUUGGAUAAAACAUUCCAAAUCGACAGUGUACAGGUUAAAAGAGAAAGAAAACCAAAACACGAGCAGGUUGGACUUACACUAAAUAUUAUAUUGAUAAUCAUUGUUGUAGGUGGUCAUGGCAUUGUAUGAAGUGAUGGAUGUUUUCACCCCUUUGGCAAAUUCUCCCACUUAUCCCUCCAUGUAAAUGCUUCAAUAACUACUUGUUUCUAAGCUCUGGAUUUCAGGCCUUAGUGUGUCAUUCCGUGGCUGUCGGUGUUAUUCUAUGAGUAGGUGUAAUAUGACAUUUAUAUAAAAGAAAAAAUGAAGACAAUUAUUUCUUUAUGAGGGGAAACUGAAGGAGAGAAUAUUUAUGUGUUGCUGUUUAGUCCGAAACUCAAGUCAAGACUCAGUAGUGGGUUAUUACAGUAAAACAGUGUUAGAGUUGAAAACAGAUGUGAAGAUUUGUGACUGAAUGCUCGUUAUUUCAAUCCAGUGAGUCGUCUCGUCUGAUUGUGAUGGUGUGGUAUUCAAUGGGCUGUUUGUUGUUUUACUUUUCAGUUGUUGUCUUUUUCUACCGUCCUGUUAUUGUUUCAUGUAUUUUGGAUGAUGUGUGGAUGAGUUUGAAGCACAUGUUCUUUGUGUCUUUCCAUGGCUGUGGGUAACAGAUUUUGAGUUUUGUUUAUUAUUAUUUUUUAAACGUUAGAUGUUUUGCACCUGUUGACAUCGGUGCAACUUAAAUACAUAGUGGAUCACAGUCGAGCAAUACUAACAGAAAUAUAGUAAGCAGUAGAAUGAAUAAGAUCAGGCAUCCUUUGCAGGCUUCAAAUAUAGACAUUUAGAGUAACAACCAUAACAUAAACUGUUAUGGAUGGGAAAUGGACCUGUUUUCAAGCUGGACACUACAAGUAUAAUUUUACACCUGCAAAACAUUGUCAACAGCAGAUGCACAUACAGUAGUUAUGAAGUGUAACCCUAGACAGUACCAUCCACACGCUCAUCUGUUAGCAACUGUACAACGUUUAGCUGAUCAGUUCUAUAAAUUAAGUGUGAAGUCUGCACAAAGAUGAACAAAACAAGUACUUUGCCUUUGUGUAGUAAGUGGUCAAGGUGAAUUUUGGAUCUGCCAUAUGUACAUACUGCACAGUUAAUGUGAUUAUGGAAACGACAGCUGUAUAGUUAUUGUGCAGCAGGAACUGCAGUGCAUUUGAUAUACUACUGAUACUCUGCAUUUUAUGUAUCAAAGCUUCUUCAAAGCCAUUUCCCAUUAAGUUCACCAUGUUCCCACAUGUACUGUAUGUUGUUUGAUAUGUAUUAUCAUGUACUAUACCAUAGCUAGAUAUAACUAUAUAAUGACUGGGGUAAAUACUUGCCAUGGAAAACACAUUCAAUAGAAAUAUGCUCUUAUUAGCUGAAUGAAACAUUUGAGGAGGCUGUGUCUCCAUGAGUGACGUAAAUGAGGAAUACAUUUUUGUGUAUUACUUUUUGUAUUAUUUGGUUUUACCCUAAUAUAUAUUAAACAGUUAUUGUUG
Notothenia coriiceps (black rockcod) is the source of this 3405-nucleotide messenger RNA. RefSeq names its product secretory carrier membrane protein 5a (gene scamp5a). The transcript is spliced from 7 exons. Gene Ontology annotation, biological process: protein transport. Gene Ontology annotation, cellular component: recycling endosome membrane; trans-Golgi network membrane. The coding region runs from base 283 to 1035 and encodes 250 amino acids. NCBI's taxonomy places the organism in Eukaryota, Metazoa, Chordata, Actinopteri, Perciformes, Nototheniidae. The record is from RefSeq and is a predicted model, not a curated record.